This is a messenger RNA of Colletotrichum aenigma, 567 nucleotides long. RefSeq lists its product as uncharacterized. The record is from RefSeq and is a predicted model, not a curated record. The transcript has a single exon. Bases 1 to 567 code for a protein of 188 amino acids. Lineage: Eukaryota; Fungi; Ascomycota; Sordariomycetes; Glomerellales; Glomerellaceae.
AUGGCCCCGCCGAAAAAGAGAAUCAUUUUCCUGACAAACAGUGACUAUAGACAAGCUAACGUUAUUCUAUCCGUCGCCCAUGCUCUGGUUCCUAAGUCUCAGGAUCUCGAGGUUCACAUUGCAUCGCAGGCUCGUUUGAAGGGACCGACAUCCCGCCUAGUCAAACAGCUGACUGCGGACCUCGGCUCAGCGGCGGUGGACGCCGUCAAGUUUCACGAGGUGGCUGGUUUGUCACAUUUCGACUCUGUCGAUAGACCUGGAAAGACUACGAUGGAAACUUGGCUGGUGAACCCAAACUUCAGCAAUGUCACUCGCAAUAUGCUCAACAUUGCCGACCUUGCUCUUCCAUGGAGCCCCGAAGAGUUUGUGGAGAUCUAUCGGGAUCUCGAGCGCAUUUGGAACGACGUUAAGCCAGAUGUCACAGUUGCACAGGCAUUCUUCGCGCCGGCACUCACCUUUUGCAACCGCAUCAAGAUGAAUUGGAUUGUACUUGCUCUAAACACGAUCAAGGACUUUGCUCUGCCACUUCAGCCAAAGAUGGCAAUGCUGUGGAAGUAUCCUGUGUAG